GCAGCGGAGGCGGAGCGGAGCGAGGAGUCUGGAAGCCCAAGCCUGGCAGGCAGCCGCUCCGCCUCCCCAGCCCGCACUGCCCCGACGGCCGCGGCGAGGGCUCCUGCGGGCGCCCGAGGGGACACGCAUGGAGCCCGCGAGAAGGCUCUGAGCUCCGGGUCGCGGCGCCGCGGGCGGCACCAUGGCCCUGGAGCAGGCGCUGCAGGCGGCGCGGCAGGGCGAGCUGGACGUGUUGAGAUCGCUGCACGCCGCCGGUCUGCUGGGACCCUCGCUGCGGGACCCCCUGGACGCGCUGCCGGUGCACCACGCGGCCCGCGCCGGCAAGCUACACUGUCUGCGCUUCCUGGUGGAGGAGGCCGCCCUGCCCGCCGCGUCCCGAGCGCGCAACGGCGCCACACCAGCCCACGACGCCGCCGCCACCGGCCACCUGGCCUGUCUGCAGUGGCUGCUCUCACAGGGCGGCUGCCGAGUGCAGGACAGAGACAAUUCUGGUGCCACAGUUCUGCAUCUGGCUGCCCGCUUUGGCCACCCUGAGGUGGUAAGCUGGCUGCUGCGUCAUGGCGGUGGGGACCCCACCAUGGCCACAGACACGGGCGCCCUACCUGUCCACUAUGCUGCCGCCAAAGGAGACUUCCCCUCUCUGAGGCUGCUCGUCGGGAGCCACCCUGAGGGAGUGAAUGCCCAGACCAAGAACGGUGCCACGCCCCUCUACCUGGCGUGCCAGGAGGGCCACCUGGAGGUGACGCAGUACCUAGUACAGGAGUGCGGUGCGGACCCGCACGUGCGCGCCCACGACGGCAUGACCCCACUGCACGCGGCCGCGCAGAUGGGCCACAGCCCCGUCAUCGUGUGGCUGGUGAGCUGUACCGAUGUGAGCCUGUCGGAGCAGGACAAAGACGGCGCCACGGCCAUGCACUUCGCGGCGAGCCGCGGCCACGCUAAAGUGCUCAGCUGGCUCCUGCUGCAUGGUGGCGAGAUCUCGGCUGACCUGUGGGGCGGGACCCCGCUACAUGACGCCGCGGAGAACGGGGAGCUGGAGUGCUGCCAGAUCUUAGUGGUGAACGGCGCGGAGCUGGACGUCCGCGACCGGGACGGGUACACGGCCGCCGACCUGUCCGACUACAAUGGCCACAGCCACUGCACUCGCUACCUGCGCACUGUGGAGAACCUGAGUGUGGAGCACCGUGUGCUGUCGCGGGAUCCGUCCACCGAGCUGGAGGCCAAGCAGCCUGACUCGGGCAUGUCCUCGCCCAACACCACUGUGUCAGCGCAGCCGCAGAACUUCGACCUGGGCUCACCCGCCAGCACCCUCUCCAACUACGACUCCUGCUCCUCUGGCCAUUCAAGUAUCAAGGGUCGCCGUCCUCUGCUUGGACUGCCUGGUGCUGGAGCUGCCGACAUGCAGAGCUACAUGGACCUGCUGAACCCAGAGCUGGGCCUACCUCGGGGCAAGAUGGGGAAACCUCCACCUCCACCCCCUCCCCCGAGCUUUCCUCCACCACCGCCGCCUCCGGGCACACAGCUGCUCCCGCCCCCACCACCGGGCUACCCGGCACCCAAGCCUCCAGUGGGGCUCCAUGCGGCUAACAUCUACAUGCAGACCAAGAGCAAGCUGCGCCAUGUGGGGCCCGAGAGCCUCAAGGAGCCCAGCUCCCGCGACGGCCUAAACGGACUGCGGAGGCAGGACUCCGGCCGCAAACCUCGCGCCUUCAGCAAGCAGCCCAGCACGGGGGACUACUACCGCCAGCUGGGCCGCUGCCCCGGGGAGCCGCCGGUCGCACGCCCGGGCAUGGCGCACAGCGACGAGGCCGCGUUGCUGCCCGGCGACCACGUGCACAACGGCUGCGCUGCGGACCCCAAGGCUUCGCGGGAGCUCCCGCCGCCCCCGCCGCCGCCGCCGCCCCUGCCCGAGGCCCUGAGCUCGCCGCCGCCUGCCCCGCCGCUGCCCUUUGAGGGCGCGGGCCCGGGCUGCGGGCAGCGCCGCUCCUCCUCGUCCACAGGCAAAGUGAGAGUCCUGAGACACAGGAAGAGCACCAAGUCUUUCAACAUGAUGUCCCCGACGGGCGACAACUCGGAGCUCCUGGCCGAGAUCAAGGCGGGCAAGAGCCUGAAGCCGACGCCACAAAGCAAGGGGCUGACCACGGUGUUCUCAGGCAGCGGGCAGCCGGGCUUUCAGACUGACUCGCCACCACCCGUGUCGCCUGCGCCAUCACCGGCUCGGAGUCCCACCCCACCAGCCACGGGGCCGCAGCCACUGCUGAACGGGAGCAUGGUGCCCGCACCGCCGGCCACGCCUGCCCCGGGUGUGCAGCUGGACGUGGAGACCAUCAUCCCCACGCACGAUGAGCAGGGCCGGCCCAUCCCUGAGUGGAAGCGCCAGGUGAUGGUACGCAAGCUGCAGCAGAAGAUGCAGGAGGAGGAGGAGCAGAGGCGGAAGCUGACGGCCGCUAGCUCGUGCUGCUACCCGCCCGAGGGCUGGAGGUACUCCCGAGAGCACAACGGCAUCCUCGGGCCCUUCGGCGAGCUCAUGACCGAGGCCGACAUCCUGCGCAUCGAGCAGCAAAUCGACAACCUGCAGGAAGAGGAGGAAGAGGCGCGGCUGGCCAGCCUGCCUGCCUGGAGGCGGGAACUCCUACGGAAGAAGCUGGAAGAGGAAAGGGAGCAGAAGCGAAAAGAGGAAGAGCGACAGAAGCAAGAGGAGAUCCGGCGGGAGCGCGAGCAGUCCGAGAAGCUGCGGACGCUGGGCUACGACGAGACCAAGCUAGCGCCCUGGCAGCGACAGGUCAUCCUCAAAAGGGGCGACAUCGCUAAGUAGCAGCGGUCGCGGCCUCCCGCUCGCAGCCUCGCGCGCUCAGGGGUCGGGGACCCUCCUCUACCCCCGCCAGUCCCCAGCCCCGGCCCUGGCCCGGUCUGCAGGGCCAGGGCGGAAGGGCAGGGCGUCGCGCGGCCCCCACCUUCCGCGCCGGAACCCCUCCCCGGCCCCAUCUUGCCUCCCGCAUCCCCGGCCCCGCUCCCGCUGCUGACGCAGAGCGCUGCUGCGCGCUCGCCUGCCGCCUCAAGCACAUUUGCAUGUCGGGGGGCCGCCGUCGGGGUGCGCCGCGCUCCCCCCGCCCCGGCCCCAUGGGCGGCGACUCCUGGUGCGGCCGCUUGCGCCCGGGAGCCCGCGGCGCUGGCGCAUCCUGGGCGGAGGCAGCCCCGGAGCUCGGGCAAGGGGCUUUCCUGCGUCCCUGACCCAGAUCUGCGCCGGCCCUGUCGCCGCCCAGGGUUUCCUCCCAGUCAUUUGUUUACCAGAAAAAGAUGAAAGCCGCCCCGUCGCGGGGCCGCCCCUGCGCCCCGACCCCGCUCCGCCGAAGUCUGUGCCGCGGCCCCAGCCAGGCCCCCUCGCUCGCUCAGAGCCCUUUUGCUACCCUGGUGGAGCAAGUGGAGGGUCGGGGGGCCUGCCGCCAGUGCCGCCCCGCCGCACCUCGCUCCCCACCCCCAUUAAAGCUCGCUCAGUCGCCUGGU
Ochotona princeps (American pika) is the source of this 3504-nucleotide messenger RNA. RefSeq names its product espin (gene ESPN). The record is from RefSeq and is a predicted model, not a curated record. The coding region runs from base 182 to 2815 and encodes 877 amino acids. The transcript is spliced from 16 exons. Lineage: Eukaryota; Metazoa; Chordata; Mammalia; Lagomorpha; Ochotonidae. Gene Ontology annotation, cellular component: cytoplasm. Gene Ontology annotation, molecular function: actin filament binding. Gene Ontology annotation, biological process: actin filament bundle assembly.